Molecule: messenger RNA, 152 nt
Organism: Funneliformis geosporum
Lineage: Eukaryota; Fungi; Glomeromycota; Glomeromycetes; Glomerales; Glomeraceae
Source: the annotation of a GenBank genome assembly
GACCUUACUUGAAGAGAGAAACUAUUUUCUUAGAGGAUGAGACUGAACUAACAUUAGAAUUACCUAAUAAAAUUGAUCCUGAUGAAGAAAUAUCAAUUAAUUAUUCAAAAGUGGUUAUAAGAAUUUCAUUAGAAAUAUCACAAAUCAAAUAA